Messenger RNA from Alternaria metachromatica, 954 nucleotides. RefSeq lists its product as uncharacterized. Gene Ontology annotation, biological process: protein N-linked glycosylation. Gene Ontology annotation, molecular function: glycosyltransferase activity. Gene Ontology annotation, cellular component: Golgi membrane. The record is from RefSeq and is a predicted model, not a curated record. The coding region runs from base 1 to 954 and encodes 317 amino acids. Lineage: Eukaryota; Fungi; Ascomycota; Dothideomycetes; Pleosporales; Pleosporaceae. The transcript is spliced from 2 exons.
AUGUACAGACGGUCCGCAUGGUUCGGCGGCGGCAGCAAAUACGUCGUUAUACUCGCAGCGAACCAAGGUGGAGGUGUUAUGGAAUGGAAAGGUCCCCGCGAAUGGGCUAUCGAACGCGACAGCGUCAAGAAUAAGAAGAAGUACACAAGGAAUUGGGGCUACGAAUUGGAGAUCGUAGACAUGAGCACCAAGAAGCGUUAUGCGCACGAGUGGAGAGAAAGUUGGGAGAAGGUUGACACCAUUCGCAACGCCAUGCGCAAGUACCCGCAUGCUGAAUGGUUCUGGUGGCUUGAUACGAACACGUUCAUUAUGGAGCCGACAUACUCCCUUCAGAAGCAUGUCUUCAAGCAGCUACAAGACGUGACAUAUCGCGACAUCAACGUUUACAACCCCCUCAACAUCACCCAUCCUCUGACCGACGAAUACCUCGACCCCGAGACACGCUCACCAGUGGGAGACGGCAAGGUCGACUCUGUCAACAUGCUCUUACCCCAAGACUGUGGCGGUUUCAAUCUGGGCUCAUUCAUGGUGCGAAGAAGCGCGUGGACCGACAGGCUGCUUGACAUCUGGUGGGACCCUGUCGGCUACGAACAAAAACAUAUGGAGUGGGAGCACAAGGAGCAGGACGCUUUUGAGUACAUGUACCAGAACCAGCCCUGGAUCAGGCCUCACGUCGCCUUUAUCCAGCAACGCCAAAUCAUGAGUUUCCCACCAGGCGCAUGCGGUGAGAAUGGCGACAACCCCGAUAUCCACUACCAAGAGCAAGAUCGCGACUUUAUGGUCAACAUGGCUGGCUGCGAAUGGGGUCGCGACUGCUGGGCUGAGAUGUACAAAUAUCGUCAACUCAGUAACCACCUGAAUCGCACACCCUGGGAGAAGUUCAAGGACGGCAUUUCGGACUUCUUUAAGAGUAGGACCAAGAAGGAGGAGAAGAAAGAAGAGAAGAAGAACUAG